This is a messenger RNA of Dreissena polymorpha, 1378 nucleotides long. RefSeq lists its product as uncharacterized. The transcript is spliced from 4 exons. Lineage: Eukaryota; Metazoa; Mollusca; Bivalvia; Myida; Dreissenidae. The record is from RefSeq and is a predicted model, not a curated record. The coding region runs from base 529 to 981 and encodes 150 amino acids.
AGAUCGUGAAAGAAUAGUGCCAUAGCCAAUUGAAGUUUCUCAAAAUAGAGCAGUACAUCUUGUGAUAAAGAGUGAUACAUCUGGCAUUUGUAGUUGUGGAUCCAACGCUAAUAAUGUUUGAUCGGGAUUAUGUACAGUCUCUAAUAUGAAAGCUUCGAUGGAAUACGCUGAGCGCAUGUAAUGAAUGAGAACUAAACCAGAUACAUACUCUCAGAGGAUGAAGUAACCAGUGGGAUAUUCCAUUAACCGUAUGGCGAAUAAUAGUAUGAAUUGAAGUGAAAUUUAGUCAUGCAAAUUUUAUUUCAAGGGAAUGAUAAACUCGACAAAAUAUGAAUCUGAUUAUAUAUUACUGAGAUAUUAUCACUCUUGUUUGGUGAAUUAAUCAUGAAAUACAAAUAUAAAUCAAAUAUAAAAGGAAUCCUUGAGUGACGGCUGCUCAAUCAGCGGGAUCACAUGUUGUCUCUCUGAUAAAAACUGUCAAGCGUUUUGCCGCUUAUAUUUGACAUUCACCGAAAUCAAUGGCAGAUUAUGAUGGGAUUAUCACCGAUUGAUGUGGUAGUCAUUUUGGCUUUCGUGGGCGGAGUAACUAGUUUAGAAUGCUGGCACUGUAUCUCCGAUGACUGCGGUUCGGACCCCUCCAACAACUACAAGGCCUCCAAGAGACCGUGCUCGGAACAACAGUCAUGCCAGAAAGUAUAUUUCGAAAUGAUAGAGGAAACGGACAAAGGCACAUUUAUUCACUCUUCCAUUGUAAGAGGAUGUGCUUCGAGAUGCAUGUCACGUGAUGAUUUCGAGAACUGUACUCAUCAACUGCAUACGUCACGAGGUUGUGUACGCAAGGAUUGCUGCAGUGAUAACGACUUGUGUAACUCAGCUCAACACAUGCUUGAAAUUCCGUCACAUUUUAAUGUGAAAAUCAUGUUCAUAUUCCUUUUUUGGACAAGCUCAAAGUGCCUUUGUGAAGUCGUAACAAUGACUUAGGUAUGGUAAAGUGCUAACUAUCGGUAAGAAUGAUAGUUUCAGACAAUAAAACGAAUGCACGCAUGUCAGUAUGAAUAAGCAGAAAAACAUGUUAAAAAAGAACAUGUGAGACCUAGCGAUAAACUGGCAAAAAUAUAUCUGGUAUUCGAGUUCCAAUGUGACUACUCAAUACACAUGACACAAACAGGACAUGGAGGGGUAAUUUCUCACGAAAGGAAUAUGCCCAAUGGCAGAAAACACCAAGUUCAAAGUGUUGUCAGCAUCAUGUUAGUUUAUUUCGGAAUACGCUUUUAUACAACUGAAUUUGUUUGUGAUGAUACGGAUGAUUUUGAAGAAUGUAAUAAUUAUUCGAUUUUGAAUUCAAUAUAACAAACAGGACGCUUCUUGUUGGCUUGUU